CUUCUAUUUUUGGACUGCUUUGAAAUUAUUGUAAUUUUAGCUUUUAAAUUUUGUGUGCUUUGAAAAUUGCUGCGAUGUUGAGGAAUCUUCUGAAACUGCCUGCCGCAGCUGCCCGGAGAGGUCUGCUGCUCUGUCGGGAGGUCGUCAAUUGUACAACACCACCGCUACUGCAGCGUAGCUACAAAUGCCCGUUGGAGGCGGUAUACCCCAAGGACCCGGCCAACAAGAUCAUCUACUACCGCUACCCAACUCCUCUUCGAAAGUCAAUCAUACGACUCAUGCAGGAAGCGAAUGAAAUGGAGAAACGCCGCCAAAUGGCCGCCAAAUGCGAAGAAAAGUCACAGAAGAUCCAUAAAGAGACCGAAGGCGUGCUUUCAAAUUUAUGUGCUUCGAAAAUUGCUGCGAUGUUAAGGAAUCUUCUGAAUCUGCCUGCUGCUGCUGCAGCUGCCCGGAGAGGUCUGCUGCUCUGUCGGGAGGUCUUCAAUUGUACAACACCACCGCUACUGCAGCGCAGCUACGCUAACAAAUGUCCGUUGGAGGCUGUAUUACCGGCGGACCCGGCCAAUAAGGUCAUAUACUACCGCUACCCAACUCCUCCGCAAAAGUCAGUCAUACGACUCAUGCAGGAAGCGAAUGAAAUGGAGAAACGCCGCCAAAUGGCCGCCAAAUGCAAAGAAAAGUCACAGCCGAUCCAUAAGGAUACCGAAUGCGUGGCAACGACACCGCAUCCAAAAGACGUUCAAUGCUAUGCAAAGGACAUUGGUGGUUCCUGCGAGGAAGCAAAGGCCAAAGUGGUUGUAAAAAGCGAGCUACCGACAUUGGGAAAUAUGGUGCUACGACGCAGGUCAUGGCACCUGGUUAAAAACCCAAGCGAAAAGGGGCCAUUGGAGCCAAGCCGGGAAGAUGACUCUAGCAAAUAUAUCGUGACAGCAUUUCAAAAGAUUAAGUUUGUGCCCAACGUGCCCUUUCGUAAGCCCGAGAGGAGCGACUGCCGCAUUAAAUACGAGAAGGUGUCGGCCACAGUGCGAAUGUAUCGUCGUGGAAAUUAAUCACAGUAACUCCCAUCGUGCGGCGGCUGAAGGCAGCAGAUUGUAUUUGUAACCAUUUGUUAGCAUCAAUUUUAUAUAUUUUAAAACAUUUUUAA
Messenger RNA from Drosophila obscura, 1144 nucleotides. RefSeq lists its product as uncharacterized. The transcript is spliced from 4 exons. Bases 75 to 1049 code for a protein of 324 amino acids. NCBI's taxonomy places the organism in Eukaryota, Metazoa, Arthropoda, Insecta, Diptera, Drosophilidae. The record is from RefSeq and is a predicted model, not a curated record.